Vicia villosa (hairy vetch) is the source of this 1709-nucleotide messenger RNA. RefSeq names its product UDP-glycosyltransferase 87A1-like. The coding region runs from base 209 to 1561 and encodes 450 amino acids. Gene Ontology annotation, molecular function: UDP-glycosyltransferase activity. Lineage: Eukaryota; Viridiplantae; Streptophyta; Magnoliopsida; Fabales; Fabaceae. The transcript has 2 exons. The record is from RefSeq and is a predicted model, not a curated record.
UCUUCGAAGUCAAUAAAACACUUUCAUUGAAAUACUUAACAAAUGUAUUGAUUCAUUCCAUCUUCUUUCACUCUCCCAAAAGUACAAAACAUUAUCUCCAUCUUUGGAACCUCCAGAUCCUUCUCAACCAACCAUCACCACUCACGUGGUAGCUUAACCGUACCCAGGAAGUAUCAAACCUCACAGCCAUUCCUCUUCUAAAACUUCAAUGGCUACUUCCUUCAACCACGUUGUUGCUAUGCCUUAUCCUGCACGAGGCCACAUCAAUCCCAUGAUGAACCUAUGCAAGCUCCUUGCCUCCAACAACAACAAUAUCCUCGUGACCUUCGUUGUCACCGAAGAAUGGUUAAGCUUCAUCUCCUCCGAACCAAAACCCGACAACAUAAUCUUCCGUUCUAUCCCUAACGUUAUUCCCUCUGAACUCACUCGCAGCCGCGACCAUCCUGCCUUCAUAGAAGCUGUCAUGACAAAGAUGGAGGAACCGUUUGAUGAGCUACUCAACCUACUUGAACACCCUCCUUCAAUCAUUGUGCAUGAUACUAUCUUGUAUUGGGUUGUUGGAGUUGGAAACCGAAAGAAUAUACCGGUAGCAUCAUUUUGGCCAACGUCUGCAUCUAUUUUUUCUAUUUUCUUGCACCAACAUCUUUUGGAACAAAAUGGUCACUCUCUUUUGAAAUUUUCAGAAAAAGGCGAUGAACGUGUAAAUUAUAUUCCUGGAGUUUCCUCAACGCGCUUAGCGGAAUUACCAUCUUUUCAAAAUAAACGAAUGAAGCAGAUGCUUUUGAAAGGUUUUGAGUGGUUUCACAAAGCACAGUGUCUUCUAUUCACUUCAAUUUAUGAGCUAGAAUCUCAAGCAAUUGAUACCUUAAAAUCAAAAUUGUCCAUACCAAUUUACACAAUUGGUCAUACCAUACCAUACAUUAGCCUUAAAUAUAAUCCCAAACUUUACACUGACAAUAGCUACUUUGAAUGGCUAGAUUCACAACCAAUUGGUUCUGUUCUUUACAUAGCACAGGGAAGUUUUUUUUCAGCUUCAAGUGAACAAAUUGAUGAAAUUGCAAGUGCUUUAUGUGAAAGCAAUAUCCGAUUUUUGUGGAUAGCGCGUAAUGAAGCUUCAAGGUUGAAACAAAUUUGUGGAAACAUGGGAUUGGUUUUGGAAUGGUGUGACCAAUUGAGAGUGUUGUCACAUUCUUCUAUUGGUGGAUUUUGGUCACAUUGUGGUUGGAAUUCUACUAAGGAAAGUGUUAUAUCUGGAGUACCGUUUUUGACUUUUCCAAUUGUUUUUGACCAACCAUUUAAUAGUAAGAUGAUAGUAGAGGAUUGGAAAGUUGGAUUGAGAGUUAAAGAAAAUGUUAAGGAAAAUGUUUUGGUAAAGAAAAGUGAAAUCGUAAAAUUAGUAUGUGAAUUUAUGGAUUUGGAUAGUGAGCUUACAAAGGGUAUUAGGGAAAGAAGUAGAAAGCUUAAAAAGGUAUGUUGUGAUGCAAUUGGAGAUGGUGGCUCAGCAGACAUUGAUUUGAAAGCAUUCAUAGGUGAUAUAGUAAUGCACUCCCCACAUGCUUAAAGGACCACUUCCUGCAGUGAAGUCUCUAUCUCAAUAAUAUUUUGAUGUGUAGUUUAUUGGAUUCAAAUGUCCAUGCUUAUUAAUAUUCUUGUUUGUUUGUUAUUUAUUGUUAUUGAAAUAAAUUAUUCCAGUGGUGCAUUGAAAUGUA